Messenger RNA from Lacerta agilis (Sand lizard), 4549 nucleotides. RefSeq lists its product as uncharacterized. NCBI's taxonomy places the organism in Eukaryota, Metazoa, Chordata, Lepidosauria, Squamata, Lacertidae. The coding region runs from base 227 to 3466 and encodes 1079 amino acids. The record is from RefSeq and is a predicted model, not a curated record. The transcript is spliced from 11 exons.
GCCUCUGCACCCCUCCUUCCUUUCUGAUUACAUUUUGUGUUUUUACUUUCAGCUUGGUGGUGAUGUCUGCUGUGAAUUGCUGCAGAUUUGGCAUUUCCCUCUGUAGUGUCCUCCUCUGCAGCUUGUUGAGUUUAAAACCAAGUGAUCUCAGUGGUUGAACCCUGUUGCUUCUGACCAUUCUGCCACACUUCAUCCGUCCUUAAAUUUGUCACCGGUGUAAUUAGCCAUGGUCAAGUCUAAAAAAAAGAAAAACCAACAGAAGAAGGGGGAUUGCUGGGAUUACAGCUGGGGACCUGGAGGAAAUAUGCCCCCAUGGAUGGGAGGUCCUUGCCCAGAUGCCAUGUGGGGACCUGGAGGAAAUAGGCCCCCAUGGAUGGGAGGUCCUUGCCCAGAUGACAUGUGGGGACCUGGAGGAAAUAGGCCCCCAUGGAUGGGAGGUCCUUGCCCAGGUGACAACUGGGGACCUGGAGGAAAUAUUGCCCCGUGUAUGGGAGGCCGUUGCCCAGAUGACAUGUGGGGACCUGGAGGAGAUAUGCCCCCAUGGAUGGGAGGUUCUUGCCCAGAUGACACAUGGAGACCCGGAGGAGAUAUGAGCCCAUGGAUGAGAGAUCCUUGUCCUGAUGACAUGUUGAAACCCGGAGGAGAUACCGGUAUGAGCCCAUGGACGAGAGAUCCUUGUCCAGAUGACACAUGGCAACCUAGAAAGAGGAAACACGGAAAAUAUAUGCAGCCAAAUAUGAGAGACCCCUGUCCUAAUAUGGGUGAGCCUAGCGAGCCCAUGUCUUCAGGACCUAAUGCACCUGACCAAAUGCAGUGUAGGACUUUUGGCGGGCCAGGAAAGAAGCAGCAGCCGAUGGACCAAUGUGGCACUAACAGUCGGGAGAAUGGUCCAUUGCCGCCUGGUAAUUGUAGCUCAGAUCAGACGGCUGCAGGAAAUGCUUCAGAUACUCAAAGGCAUUACACAGAAGAGGGUGCUGCAAGAAUUCUAUCAAACUUUGGCUUAUCUACUAAAGAUUUGGAGGAAUUUGGCCACUAUUCAGAUGAGCAGCUGAAGCCUGAAAACAUGGCUAUGAUUUUGAGGGAUAUUGUGGAGCGCAAGAAGGCUCGUCAGUUGCCCACUUCAUCUCAGGGCAAAGAAGAGGAAACCUCUGGCGGACAUGGUGGAUCUGAUUCCCUGAUGAAAACAGGACCUCUGGUACCUUCAGCAGCUCAACCCGCAACAACACCUGCGGCUUCGGUUUUGCCUCAGUCUUCAGUAUCUCCAUCUCUGUCAAUGAUGAAUGAUUAUCAUGCUGUGUCGCCAACUGUACUUCCACACCUGUGUACUCUGUGUCAAAUAGAAUGUGCAAAUAUGACGGGCUGGAAUCUGCACGUGGGCACUACUGCACACUCUGAGAAAUGUGAUCAGCUACGCCAGCAGCCUCCUGACUGGAUUGCAGAAGACUGCUCUUUGUUACAGAGACAUGAAGUUGAAAAGCAGGAAAAACAUAUUGCAAUGUCAGCAGUCCCUGGCCAUACUCGGUCACGAUCUAGGAAACGCAAACGCAAACGUAAGUCCAGGGCUUCAAAGCGACCGUGCUCCCCCUGCUGGAGUUCUGAAAUGCCUUCUAGGGAGAAGAGACAACUGGGAAGAUCAACUACAUCUCCAGCGUCGUCUGCAGAAGCUGGAAGCUCCUGGCAACCUCCAGCCAAAUCUGAUGUUGCAGAACAACCACCGAACAAGUCAGAGCAUCCACUGCAGACAAUUCCUGGCCAUCAGGAGCUGCCCAAGAAGGAGGCAGCAACACAGGAACAAGGAGACCGGCAACCUCCAGCCAAAUCUGAUGUGGCAGAAGAACCACCCAACAAGUCGGAUGCCCAGAAGCUGAGGACAUUGCCAACUCCGUCGAUGAUGAAUGACUACUAUGCUGCAUCUCCGAGAAUAUUUCCACAUGUGUGUUCUCUGUGUAAUAUGAAAUGUAGACAUUUGAAGGAGUGGAAUCUGCACGUGAGCACUACUGCACACUCUGAGAAAUGUGAUCAGCUACGCCAGCAACAUGAAGGUGACAAGAAGGAAAAACAUAUUCCAAUGCCAUGCUCUACCACUUCUAACCCGAACGCUUCACAACACUCAGUCCCUGGCCAUGCCUUGAGUCAGACUUGGUCACAAUCUGAGAAACCCAGAUGUAGGUCCAGGGCUUCAAAGCGACCGUGCUCCCCCAGCUUGAGUUCUCAAAUGCCUUCUAGCCAGAAGAGAAAACUGGGAACAUCAACUACAUCUCCAGCCUCCUCUGCAGAAGCAGGAAGUUCAGAGCAUCCACUGCAGACCAAUCCUGGCCAUCAGGAGCUGGCCACGAUGGAGGCAGCAACGCAGGAACAAGGUGACCGGCAACGUGAAGAUCUGUUGCGCUUGGCGUUGAGGCCUCUUGCAGAACAAAGUGUCAUGCAGGCACUGUCACUGCUGCAGUCUGGAAGCGCAGUGGGUGCUGGACUCACCCAAGGAACGAGCUUGACACCACUUCCUCCUGUGCAGAUCGAUCCAGCAUCCCUAUCCCUUGUCUCCCUGAUGCAGCUGGUUGCAACACAGGUGGUGCAAACUGUCUUAGCCUCCCAAGAGGUCUCAUGUGUGCAGGGAAGCCCAGGUGUGGCUGGCCCCAGCCCCCAGUUAUGUAUUCCUGCAGGAAGAGAAGAAAAGAAGCAGGAGAGCAGUCAGAGAGUGGUGCCAGGAGUCGCUCCUUCUUGCUCAGCAUGCGUGGAAAGACCGGGGGCCUCAGGUAGUAAAGGGGACUUAACUCCCUCAACCUUGUCCACCGUGCCAUGGCUUCAGAAGAAAGAUGCAAGACCUCCGAAGCAGAAUCUUCCAGCGGAGAUACCUGCAGGAUUGGCCACCAAGAAGGUAUGGAUUUGCGGGCACAGCAUUGUGUAUUGGGCCGAAGUCCGUGCCGUUUCGUCCAACUGGGGCAGCAACCUGGGCUUCCCCUCGAAUAUAGACGUGUCGUGGAUCGGCCAGAGGGGAAUGAGGUGGCAUCAGCUCCUACCAUUGCUGACGGCUCGAAUCUCCACGGUUGGCCCACCUGAUAUCAUCAUCUUUCAGCUGGGUGAGAACGACCUGGGCGAACAAAAGGACAACGACCUGAUCAUGGCUAUCACUGAAGACUUGAAGACCUUGCACUUUCUAUACCCGCAUACCAGCCUCUGUUGGUCCGAGCUACUAGACAGGCAGUACUGGCCUAUUAUUCAGAAGCAUGGCAUCCCAGACCCGACCCCGGCAGCCGUGAACAGAGCAAGGAGCAGAACAAGGAAGAAAGUGAACCGAGACAUAACGUACAAUGUGCAGCUGCUGGGUGGCUGGGUGAUCCGGCACCCUGACAUCACAUUCCAACGAGAGGCCUUAUUCCGACAGGAUGGCAUAGACCUCUCCGAUGAGGGUCUUGAUAUUUGGUUGGCUGACCUGGUGGGAGGCUUAAAGUAUUGUUUUCAGAUGUGAGCAGUUUGGCAGCGAGCAUUUGAUCGAGGGCUGGUUGAGGCAUUGGAUAGGCAUAGUCAACGAUGGAGAGGAGGCUGUAGCCUCUGCCUGCCCGCCGCUAAAAAGGAUCCUGGAGAAAUGCUUCUCCCCGGACACCCAGCUGGGGGCUAGGGCCACAGCACUCCCCAGGUACAAUCCAGCAAGGGACUUACUUUUUGAUGCAGGUCAAGAACUCGCUCACUUCCUGUCGACCCCAGUCUUUCCAUAAGUAGUCAAUAAAGUUGUGACCUGAUUUGACCCAAAUACUAGUUGCCUUGUCUUUUUAUUCAUUUAAUUUGGGGUGGGGUAGUCCAUAGGACAGGGGGAUGCAUGGGCACACAAGUCCACUCCCUGUCCUUGGUUGGUACCAUUGAGUGCCGGCACUUCACCAUGAAUGAUCCGAUUAAAGAGACCCCUUGGGUCACUUUGUGGGUAGCAAAGGAGGUCCUUGGGCUGAGCUUGCUGCCCGGGAAGUGGAUCCUGGCCGCUUGCUCAAGCUAGGGGGCAGACUCAGUCCGAUCCCUGGGCAUAUAACCAAGGCCCCUGGCUUGGCUUAGCAGUCACCUCCUUGUUAUUCUAGGAUGCUUUUCAGAGGGGGGAUUUCUGGAAAGGUAGGGAGGCAUGGCGUUUGCUGCAGGAUGAGUUGGAAGUUAGGGCUCACUCCCACUGAUUAAUUCUCCCGGGGGUCUGAGAAUUUCUCUCCGUGCUUUGCAAAAGCUCAAUCUUAUGUGCCGAAUUGGAUCUUAACAGAUUGUGUGGAAAAUCCGAAGGUUUUCCAUAACCCAAGCUUCAGUGCAGAGACGAGGAGGGGAAGGUACCAACUCCAGCAAGCCUGGCACCUCUUCAGGAGCAGCAGGGAAUUUAUGCAGUGAAGGAGAGUUCAGUGUUUUGGUUUUGAGAUCCUUAGGAGGAUAAGGGCCUGCAGCGUAACCAGGAAUUUGAAGGCUGAAAAACAGUUAGAAAAACAAGUUUUUCUGCUGCAUCCCCUCUCUCAAAUUGGGAGGCGCUCUAUCCUGUCUUCUGCCUUGGCACCAGGACACGAUGCAAGAUCUGAUGUGCUAUUAC